Messenger RNA from Aspergillus mulundensis, 933 nucleotides. RefSeq lists its product as uncharacterized. The transcript has a single exon. The record is from RefSeq and is a predicted model, not a curated record. The coding region runs from base 1 to 933 and encodes 310 amino acids. NCBI's taxonomy places the organism in Eukaryota, Fungi, Ascomycota, Eurotiomycetes, Eurotiales, Aspergillaceae.
AUGGGGUCACGAUUUCUUUGCAGAAAAGUUCAAAAUACCAACGUUAUUACGAGCAGUUUGACCAGUUGGGAGGACACAGAUGGCAGCUUCUGUCUCUUUAAUGAUGAUAGCGAGCUCUCAUUGUCUGAGCAGCCACUCGGAGACCUUCUCUAUCAAGCUGGCACAUCAUCUGCAGUGUGGGCAAUUGGAUCCAACGCGAUUUGCAAGGUCAAAACUUGGACUAAUGGGAUGGACAUGGAGAGCGAUACUCUGGCUUUUGUUAAGGCCAAUUUCCCUAAUAUCCCGGUUCCCGACAUCAUCUACGCGUGGCUAGAUGAGAAGCUAAGUCGAUCGUUCUUAAUCUUAAAGCGUGUUCAGGGGAAUACUCUGGCUCAGGUAUGGCCUUCUCUCACACCAGAAAAGAGAGAUGGCAUAGCCAGUGCUGUUGCUCAGUUUUGCUUCGAGCUCACGAAUCUUACAUCAAACAAAUUCCAAUCAGCAACAGGGCAUGGAGUUCUCGAACCAUUUAUGAACGUACGCGCCAAAGACUCUCAUCCAUCGUGGAAACCCCGGUUAUUAGGGCCGAUGUCUGCUUCUUCCCAUCAAAGUUAUCUGCAAAGGAUAUCAAGGAUUUACAAACCGCCUGUUACUACGGCAUUCCACUUCUAUCACGCGGACCUUGGGCCAACAAAUCUAUUGAUAUCAGAUGAUGGCAAGAUUAAAGCAAUCCUGGACUGGGAAUCAGCAGGCUUUUAUCCGAAGUAUUGGGUCACCUUGAAGCCCUACAUGAGCCUAGGUUUCUGCCUCCCGGCUGCUGAUGAUCGUUAUGCUUGGGCAGACCUUCUACCCGCCAAACUCGCGGAAAUGGGGUUUGUGCUGGACAUGGCGGAUGUUGCGUGGUAUAAAGCCCUGGAUCUGAGUUUUUUGGACACAGAUAUGUUCCGGGAUGGUUGA